UUGAAAAAUUUUAAAUUAUUCUGUAAAUAUUUGCUAAUAAUGAUUAAUUUUUCUUUGGGUUCAAAGCUAGUUCCUAUACAAAAUAUUUCUUAUAAGAAUAUUGCUAGGGCUGAUUUGUUAGAUUAUUUAGUUGAUAAAAAAUAUAGCGUUGAUUAUUCUCUUCUAAAAUUAGAAGAUUUGAUUAAUAAAGUUUUAAAUAGAAAUGAGAAUUUAGCGGAGAAGUAUAGAUAUGCGAUUGAUUUAGAAAGUUAUGACAGGAUUAUAACAGCAAGAGAAAAGAGAGAAGCUUAUGAAAAUUGGUUUCGCUAUCGUAAAUAUUAUCUUUUCUUAGAUCGUCUUAGAAAAGGACAUAUUACUAAAUUUGGUGGUUUUGAUUUGGAAAAAAUGCCUUCUAGUUAUUUUAAAUUCAAUCCUGAAGCUUUAACUCGUUCUAGAUCUGAAUCUAAAAAAUUAAUGAAAAAACAAUUUGAUUAUCUUAUAAAAAAUUAUAACUUUCAAUUCCCUGAUCCAUCGUGGUGGCGCUUAUUACGCAAGCCAAGGCAUUUUCCGUCAUUAUUCAAAAAUUUACGUUCACCUAACUUUCCAACAAAAGCGCAAAAAAAUUUAAUGAAAGCACUUAAUAGUACUUCAGUUUUUGUUGUUACAGAUAAAGUUUUAAAAGACAUGGUCAUAGCUUCUCCUAGUUGGUAUAAAGAUAGAGAUUUUUGUGAUAAGUUUCUUGAAUGCUAUUAUAAUAAUUUUGUUUGGACAAGAGAUAUUAAUUAUAUACAUAUGGGAUUAAUAUUUUUUAAUCCUAAAGAUGCAACUCUAUACAAAAAUAGUAUUAUACAAAGAGAUAGAAUUGGAUAUAAAAUAUAUGGUGCUCGUCUUUUUAGACUAGCAUUAAGUAAAGCAUAUAAAAUGCGAAGUUUAGCACGUCCUAGAUUACAAAUGAUUUUUAUACCUGAUUAUCAAGAACUAACUAAAGUUAUAACUAAAUAUUUAAAUGAUCCUUAUAUCGUUACACAUCCUAAACAGGAAUGUUCUUACAAAAAAAGAUAUUUCAGAGGUGUGCCUGUAUAUAUGAUACACCCAUACAAUGCAAUUAUUAAAGGGAAAGUUUUUAAAAACUUAGAAUUUACCGCAUACACAGAUGAAAAUUCCAUUAAAUAUCCCGUUGUUUUCUUUUCAAGAAGAGAAGCAGAUAAAAUGUGGAGAGAAUUUAUACAUUUCUACAGAAAAAAUGGGGCUAAAAUAGAAGGAUCAUAUCCUAAACUAAUUCUAUAUAAUUUAGAAGACUUAUUAGUAGAUUGUGAAGAAAAUGAUCUUAAUCCAUUGUUUAUUCCUAAUAAUAAAAUAACUAAAGACUUUUUAAUUAAUUAUUAUAAUGAAUAUCCAGAAGAGAAUACUUUAGAUAAAGUUGAAGAAGAGAACUGGUUAACAGACUUCAUGGAUGGAUUAUCUUCUUCUACUAGAAGACUAUUUUUUUCUAUUAAACAAAGUAUAAAAGUAAUGAUUAAUGGUGGUUCACCUUUAUCUAAAGAAGAACUAGAAGAUGCAAUGACUUAUGAAUUCCCAUCAAAAAUUAGAGAUACAAGAUUUAAGAAACAAGUCCUAAAACCACUAGAGCGUGAAGGAAGAAAUUUGAUGUUUCAUUCUUUUAUUAGGCGAAAAAUGAUACGUGAUAGAUACAUAAAAAAUUAUCCGUAUCCUGAAUUAAUAAGAGAAUACAUUGAUUAUAUUGUAAAUAAUAAAUAUAAGUUUUAACUUUAAAUUUUUGAAUAGUAUUCUACUACUAAGAGUUCAUUAAUUUCUAAGGCAACCCAAGUACGAUCAAUUAUCGAAUUAAUUUUGAUAAUUAGAUUAUCUUUAUUAACUGAUAAAUGAGGUGGUAUAUUUAAUAAGCCUGGUGAUAAUAAAUUAUUUUUUAUUAAAUUUUUUGAUUUUUCAUUAUUUUUAAUAGAAAUUAUAUCACCAGGUUUACAUUGAUAACUAGGAAUAUUAACAAUGUGAUUAUUAACUAAUAUAUGUCGAUGAUUUACAAUUUGUCUCGUUGAUACUAUAGUUGGUCCCAUACCCGCUCUAAACAGAAUGUUAUCUAGUCGCAUUUCUAAUAGUUGGAGUAAAGAUAUUCCUGUUGAUCCUCUUAUUUUUUUAGAUUCUUUUAUAUAAUUUAAUAAUUUAUUUUCGCUUAAACCGUAAUUAUAACGUAAUUUUUGUUUUUCUUGUAAUCUAAUAGCAAAUUCAGAGAAUUUUUUGAUUUUUUUUCCUUGUUCUCCUGGCAAGUUUUUUUUAUUUAUUUUUUUUCUGCUUAAGCCUGGUAAAUUCCCUAGUUUUCUAACAAUUUUUAAUUUUGGUCCAGUAUAUUUUGACAUUUUAUAUUCCUAUUUAAUUGUGAUAUAAACUUCUAUUUUUACUU
Galdieria sulphuraria is the source of this 2398-nucleotide messenger RNA. RefSeq names its product [pt] maturase. The transcript has a single exon. The coding region runs from base 40 to 1746 and encodes 568 amino acids. NCBI's taxonomy places the organism in Eukaryota, Rhodophyta, Bangiophyceae, Galdieriales, Galdieriaceae. The record is from RefSeq and is a predicted model, not a curated record.